Yamadazyma jaroonii is the source of this 1554-nucleotide messenger RNA. The record is from the annotation of a GenBank genome assembly. Lineage: Eukaryota; Fungi; Ascomycota; Pichiomycetes; Serinales; Debaryomycetaceae.
AUGUUCUCCAUUUUGAAUACUAACUUGAAUAAAGUUACAAGGAAGAAUUUCAAACCUUUAAUACCUGAAAGAAGGGAUGGCAUUAAUUGUGUACAGAAGAAAGUCAAAAUUGAAAAUAUCGUGGGUACUAAAUACCGUUCAAGAAAUGGUUGCACUUAUUGUAAAUCAAAGAAACGGAAGUGUGAUGAAGGGACUCCUUGUGGUUUAUGUGUGAAGAAAGGUAUAGAAUGUCAGUAUAAACACAAAACCAACAAUUCCGCUGGGAAUAUCCUGAUAAAAUCCAAGUUAUUAGACAUUACUGAUAAGAGUUCGGAGAAGGACCCCGUUGAUAAUAUAAGUGAAAAAGCUUUAAUACUAUUUGACAAAUCUGGCCAAACAAGCGAUUAUGUCGUUGAUGAUAAAAUAGAGGAAAUAAAUAUCUGUAGGACACCGAAAAGUUAUUUUGAAUUCUUUAAUGAUGAAAAGGUCAAAUAUUUUGUGGAUUUUUUCGAACAUAAAGUAAGUCCAGUAUUAGCUGUCACCACAGAGGAUUAUAAUUAUUUUAGUAAACUUUUCCACAGAUUGGCUACCCAUGAAAAACUGUUCACCAUGUUAAUUUGUGCAUGGGGCGCUUUAUAUUCCAAAGAUAGGAAGGUCGAUAAUGAAGUCAAGCAUUAUCUUAAUCAAUCUUUAGUAAGUUUCAAUAGUAAUUUCAAUAAUAUUAAUCAUAGCACCAAUAGCUACUUCAAAAUCGUUUACUAUUUGAUGUUGAUAGGUUUCAAUAUUUGUUCAGGGGAUGUAAAUGUUUGGGAUGAAUUAUUUACUGAAUUACAUCAAAUUAUAGUCUAUUAUGGUGGAUUAUUGAAGUUAGGAAGAGAUUUCAAUUAUUCUAAUGAAAUCAUUUUCCUUAUUUUAAACUUCCAGUAUCAUGAUUUAAUGUCUUGUAAUUCCUUUGCCUUUGGAACGAAAUUUCUUAUGCUGGAAUAUAAACAAGUUUUGAAUGAACUUCAUUUUAAAGAGAGUGAAUACGGGUUAGACACUCUUCAAGGGUUAAAUCACCCUAUUUUAACAGUUAUGGGAGAAAUCAUCAAUGAUGUUAAUGGAUUAGAGCCCAUUGAUAGUGAGGUUUUAUGGUAUAGAAUUAAUCAUGUGACUCCCAAUUAUCAACUAGUAAAGCUUUUAUCAGAAUCGGAUCAAUUAUUGCACGUGAAUUCAUUUGAAAUUUACCGUUCGUGCUGCAAAAUCAUGUUCAAGUUAUACGUUCAGCAUACUAAACCUAAAUAUUUACAUUCGCUUCUUCUGGAAACCAUUGAUAAGUUCAAUCACUUACUUGGAACUAGAAUGACAAUUAUACUUUGUUUACCGUUGAUCUUGUGUGGUGUUUUGAGUUAUACUGAUGAUGACAAACAAAGAUUAGCCUCGUUAUAUUCUAGAAUCGAAGAUAUUUGUGCUAUAGAUAACGUUAUUAAAAGUUGGAAUUUGAUUCAAAAAUUUUGGUUGGUUAAUGAUGGAGAUUUCAUAGUUAAUUGGUCAGCUGUAUGUAACAGUGAAUAUGGGAACUUGUGUGUAGUAUAA